UGAUAAUAGAUUUAGAUGGCAUGCAUUUAUUUGGUAUGAGAAGACUAAAGUGCACAAAGGGUUUUUAAAUCAUUUGGUAAGGAAAUCCAUUUUUGCAGUAUGGGAUGAAUAUAAAAACCUGUUAGAGCAGAAGACACCAUGGUGGCUUUCCUCACUGGAAGCAAUAUCCUUGAAAAAAACCAAUGCAAAAAGUGAAUGGGCAACCUAUAAAGAGUUGCUAAUGGAAAUAGAACAACAAUUAAAGUUGAAAAGAUUUGAGGAUACAAGACAUUUAGUAACAGAUUGGUUGCAAUACCAUCGAUUAAAUGAUGUGUUUAACAUUGAUAAGAAAAAUGGGUUUAGUAAGGAAAUUUCAAGGUUUGAAAAAGAUUUACUGGAAUACAAUGUGAAGUUACUUUCCAAAAUAUACAUUUUGUUGCUAGAAUGGCAUACUAAAGAUGAGGAAGUUAAAUUGGUAAUGAUACAAUGGGGAAAAUAUAUUGGGCACAAUAUAUUGGGCACAAUAUUCAAUUUUCAAUUUUCAUCUGGGGAAAAGUUAUGGAGGGAGGACUUAAAAUUUACAGCAUGCUGUGCAUUGAAGGAGAACUAUAUGAAAAUGAUGUAACACCUACAAAAUUAGAAAAGAUGUAUAGGACUACUUCAAAUGUAUAUUGGAAGGGUACAGAGAAGGAAGGCACAUUCUACCACAUGUGGUGGAUGUGCAAGAUAACAAAAAGAUUCUGGGAAAUGAUAUAUAAUGAUCAGAAUAAAGGUUUAAAAUAACAUGGGGGGGGGGGCAGAAGCUUUUUUACUAGGAAUUUCAGAUGGAGAGAUACCAAAGGAGCAGAAACGAUUAUUUAUAUAUGCGAGGACAACUGCGUGGAUACUACUGGCCCAAAGAUGGAAAAAAGACGAAGUCUUGACCAGGCACGAAUGGUUGAUGUAGAUGAUGGACAAUGCCAAAUGACGAAAAUGACCAGGGAAAUCAGAAAUAAGGAAUGGGAAAAAAAUAUACAAUUUACUUAAGAGAACACUGUAAAGAACUAAAAACUUUGACAGGAUUUGAGUAACGCUUGCAAUGUACUAAAAGCUAAGGUAAAAAUGGAUUAUUUUAAGAAAAAUAGAGAAAAUAUAUGAUGCAGUAGAAAAAGUUUGAUAAUGGAAACCAUGGAGGGGUGGAGGGAAUCCUAAAUGUUGAUGAGUGUGACUAAUGCUUGAAUUCAAACGAAUCGUGUAAAACUGAAAAAAAAAUGAUUUUCUUUUCUUUUUUUAAAAAAGAGAGAAUAGCCAUGUUUGUGUAGCUCCCUAAUAGAGAAAGCUCCACGGCCAUUGCUGGCUCUAAUAGAGACCUUCCUCGUAGCUGUGUAAGUGGCUGAUUCAUACCUGGCACACUCAGCCAUUGGCACAUUCAACUCCUGAGAUCUCACUUCAUUCUUUUCACCCUCUGGAAACCACGUCAAAGACAGCAGGAUCAGUUUUACUGCUUAAAGUCUCCAUUGCAUCCACAGCCCAUUCCACACUUUCCAGCCUUCCUGGAAUGGAUCUAGUAUCCAGGCUUUUCCUGAAGGAGCAUCUCUACCCCACUCCCAAACACUGAGAUCUAGCUCUGAGGGCCUUAUGGAGGUUUUCUCACUGUGAGAAGUGAAGAUAGAGGAAACCAGGCAGAGGGCCUUCUUGGAAGUGGUACCCACACUAUGGAAUGUCAAGGAGGUAAGUGACUAUAGAACUUUUGGAAGACAUCUGAAGGCAGUCCUGUAUAGGGAGAUUUUAAAUGUUUGAUGUUUUAUUAUGUUUCUGUAUAUGCUUGAAGGCGCCCAGAGUGGCUGAGGUAACCCAAUCAGAUGGGGUGGGGAGUAGAAAUAAUAAAAUUAUUAUUAUUACUAUUAAGAGGAAUCCUUAGAUGGAGGCCAUUUUGAAGGGCUAUUUUGUAGGUGGCUUCAGGGCUUUUGCCCUUGCCUAUUUGGCUCUAAAUUGCUUUCUUGAGUGCCUUCAUCACUGACAUUGUAAAUUGUAAAUUAUCUCUAUCAAAAAAGAAAUCUUAGAAGUGUCUAUCAACAACUAAUGAGAUCAUAGACAAUUCCUUCACUGAGUUUUGAAUUUCAGUAUGUUCCUCUUUAUCUUUGUGGUGUACAAACAGCACCCAUUCCUGGACUUCACUGAACCAUUUGUUCCCAAGUGUUGCCUGCGACAUGAGACCAUGGCCUAUAAAUAACUCCACGUAAGCCUCUACCUGCACCAAUUCCCUUGUUGAUCCAUCUCUGCUCUGAGUCUCCUAAUCUUUCCAGAAUGAUGAAGGCACUCCUGAGCGCAUGCCUCCUCUUGGUCCUGCUUUCUCCAGGUAAGAUGGGGAACAUUUAAUUACCUUUAGAGGACACUGAAAAGAACUUGCAGCUUGGGAGAGAAGGGGAGUUAAAAGUGCAGGGGACUUCCGGUCAGCGCCAUUAGCGAACGGAGGAUUCCCUUUGAUCUCGGAGGGAAUCGGCUCUGCGAAAAUCGGGUCCUGAGUGCUGCGGCGGAGCGGGGACCCUCAGAAAUCGCAGGCGGUGAAGCCUGCGAACGUGGAGACUCGGCGGGCACCCUUCAGCGCCCCCCCCAACUCGCGAGGAAGCCUUUUUUUUGGAGGCUUCGGAGCGGAACGGGGGAGAGGCGCGGUGCUGUGAGUUGACUGCUGCUUUCGCGGAGCGGAGCCGUGUUGGCGUUGCUAGAGAGCGCUGAUUUCUUUCCUGGAACAUUCGGAUCAAAAACUACCCGUGAGUAGGCGGAAUUGGAUUUAAAAGAUUGCGAAUUGGAUUAAAUUUUUAAAAGGAAAAAAGACUGUGAAUUGGAACGAAAAUAAGGACUGAAUUGGCUACCGCGGUGGGAGGUAUAUACAGGAAGUCCGCUUCCCGUCUUGUAGAUAGUGUAAAGCAUAGAGACUUUGAGCUAAAAUGUUGAAAUCUAACUUGAAAAGAGCUGUUUUCCGACCUGAGAACUCUUUCUGAAUCUACCCUUCUGAAAGCAGGCAAGGAAGGGGUUUGUUUUUGGACUGUGCAAAAUUGUUUAAAGAAAGGGGGAACAAUCUGCCAGUGAGACGUCUCAGCUGUCAAAAACUGUCAAAAGGGAUCUGCUGAUAGUAAGGUGGAUACAUUGUGGCCAGUUUCGUUGGAAAAAUAACUGGAAGGCAACUUAUUUGGAACUGUUUCUUUUUCCUCUGAUUACAGUUUGGUGUUUUUUUUUGUUACUUUAAAAGGGAAAGUGAUUGCUCUGGACUGUUGUAACAGUGUCCACCUAGGGGGACUUUCUGAAAUUGCAACAAGGGAAUUUUCCACUGGUAAACAGGAACAGCACAUCUGAGAGUGACCUUGGUUCUUACAUUGUUAUGGCAGAUGGAAGAGAGAAAUUAGACGCGUCAGUUUUGAGGUCUGGGAAAGCCUGGGGGCAUCGAAGGCAAUCAUCUGCUGGCUUGCCUACGACAGCAACACAAGCUAAGUCCAGUGGAAUGGCAGAAGAAGUUCUAGCCAGCGCUCUGGCCAGGAUUAAUGAAACUUUACUACAACUUAGUACAAAGGUUGAUGAGACAAAUAAAAAGGUUGAAGAAACCAAUAAGAAAGUUGAUACUGCAAAUAAAAAAAUUGAUUUAAAUACAGAAACAUUAGAUAACCUGGGGAAAAAGGUGAACAGCAAUACAGAAUCCAUUCAGAAACUAUUGCAGGAGUCGAAGUCGACACAGGAAAAAACUGCUGCUGUGGAAUUUAAAGUAGAGCAGCUGGAAACUGAGAAGGUACCUGGCUUACAGAAGGAAAUUGCAGAUCACAAGUUGACGCUGUCUAUGAUAGAACUGAGAGAGAAACAGACCAAUCUAAGAAUUAGAGCUAUUCCUGAGCUGGAGACGGGCACCUUGAUAGACUUUCUGACACAAGAAUUUGCAGAAUUUUGGAAAUCGGAUUUGAAACAAGAAGACUUCAAGAUGGUGAGGGCCUUUAGAUUGGGAAAAGGAGGAAAAAAGAUUAAAAUAAGGGAUUGUUUGAUUACCCUCCGAUCUAAAGAAGAGAGGGACAAAAUUCUGGGUUUGCAUUACAAGAAACCUUUGAUAAUUCUGCAAUCAAAAGUGGAAAUUUUUAAAGACAUACCGAAAUAUCUUUUGGAUUUAAGACAAGACUUUGGAGACUUGGUGGCCCUGUUGAGAAAAAGUAAGAUCCUUUUCAGGUGGGAAUUCCCUCAAGGCCUAUCUUUUAGUUUCAAAGGAAGAAAGAUAAAGAUAAGAUCAGUGGAGGGAAAAAAUAAGUUCCUGAGCACAUACAAAGAAGAUCUACAGAAAGGACUGGGAAAAGAGCCUGCCGUACUGGACAAGAGUCUACCAAAAAAAGGGAAAUCAACGCCACCGACAGAUAUAGAUAAACUUUUGGGAGCUGUUGGGGGAGAAGGAGAGUAAGUACAAUAUGACACUGCAAGUAUUAAGCUGGAACAUUAAUGGUUUGAACUCCCGGGAAAAAAGGGGGAGAGUAUUUCAUAUAUUAAAAAAAGAACAUUUGGACUUGAUUUGUUUACAAGAAAUGCAUGUGACAAGGCUACAUCGAAAAAUUUUGAUCAAUAAAAGAUUAGGAGAAGAAUUUAUCUCAUCAGACAAUGUGAAAAAAAGAGGAGUAGUACUCUAUGCAAAGGAAAGCCUGUCACCAAAAUUUUUAUUUAAACACGACCAAGGAAGAUUUAUUGCAAUCGAAAUUCAGCUUCAUGGUCAGAAGUUUUUGACAUUAGGUAUUUAUGCGCCAAAUGAGGGAAAAUCAGAAUUUUUUAAAAAAUUGCAUGAAAUCCUAUUGGACUAUCUGGAUUACAAUAUAAUUUUGAUGGGAGAUAUGAAUGGAGUAGUGUCUACAAACAUGGAUAAAGCCCAAAGACAAACGGUGACAAAAGAUGGCAGACUACAAAAGACAUUUUUUGAAAUGACUGACAAUAUGGACCUUGUAGAUAUUUGGAGAAUAAAGAACGCCUUGGAAAGAGAAGGAACCUUCUUCUCUGAAGCUAAAAUGACAUGGACAAGAAUAGACCAAAUUUGGAUAACUAGGGGACUGGCCCCGAAGAUAGAAAAAGCGGUAAUUUGUCCUAAAACUUGCUCUGAUCACAACCCAGUAAAGAUGGAAAUGGCAUUAACGUCAAUUGGAGCUUUUAGAUGGAGGAUGAAUGACUCCUUGCUUAGGAAUGAGGAAAUCAUCAAAAAGGCCCAGAAAAACUUGAGAGACUACUUUGAGAUAAACAUGAAUACUACGACCGAGAAAAGAGUGAUUUGGGAUGCAAGUAAAGCAGUGAUGAGAGGGUUCUUGAUACAACAAAAUGCAAUUAGGAAAAGAGUUCAAAAUGAGAAGAGGGAAAAAAAUCUUGGAGAAAAUAAAGGAUGGAGAAAAGAGACUGAGGACAAAACCGAAUUCACAGGAGAUUUUAGAAGAGAUAAAGUUAUAUCAAGUACAAUAUAUGAAACUGACGAAUCAGGAAAUAGAAUGGAAGAUCAAACAGAUGAGACAAAGGACAUUUGAAUCAGCGAAUAAGUGUGGGAAAUUGUUGGCAUGGCAAAUGAAAAAAAGACAAAAGCUUAAUACUAUUACGAACUUGGUGGUAGAAGGAAAGAGUAUACAGAACCCUGUGGAGAUUAGAAAGUGUUUCCAGAAGUAUUUUAAACAGUUAUACACGCAGGAGACUCAGAAAGAAAUAGACAUCGAUCGGUUUUUGAGAACAAAUGGAUUACAAAAAAUCGCUCAAGAGAGUAAAUCGAUGCUAAACUCUAUACUAACUGACCAAGAGGUGGAAGGAGCCAUUCAGGACAUGAAAUUGGGCAAAUCUCCAGGGCCAGAUGGUCUGACUGCAAAGUAUUAUAAAUCUUUGAAAGAAUGGUUAAUGCAGCCACUGAAAGAAGUUUGCAAUGAAAUAUUAGGGGGGGGGAGGCACCCGAGUCGUGGAAAGAAGCUUAUAUUACACUCAUACCGAAAACAGAAGCGGAAAAGACACAGCUUAAGAACUACCGUCCCAUAUCCCUACUUAAUGUGGAUUACAAAAUUUUUGCAGAAAUUAUGGCUAAAAGAUUAAAAAACGUAUUGGUGAAAGAAAUCCAUAAGGACCAAGCGGGCUUUCUCCCGGGGAGGCAUUUGUCAGAUAACACGAGGAAUAUAAUUAACAUUUUAGAAAAAUUACAAGUUAAUAUUAAUACUAAAGCAGUUCUAAUAUUUGUGGAUGCGGAGAAAGCCUUUGAUAAUAUUUCUUGGAGUUUUAUGAAGAAAAAUUUACAGGGAAUGGGGGUAGGCCAAAGCUUUGAAAACGGUAUAGGUGCAAUUUAUUCGGAACAAAAAGCUAAGUUGAUCGUAAAUAAUGUAGUUACAGAAGAGUUUAAGAUUGAGAAAGGAACAAGACAGGGUGGCCCAAUCUCCCCAUUGCUUUUAUAUCGGUCCUGGAGGUCCUGCUUAAUAUGAUCAGGAAAGACCAAUUGGUUAAAGGUAUACAACUCGGAGCUAAACAGUAUAAAUUGAAAGCUUUUGCUGAUGAUUUGGUUUUGACAUUACAGGAGCCAGAAUCCAGUACUAAAAGAGUAUUGCAAUUAAUUCAAGAAUUUGGUCAAGUAGCAGGAUUUAAAUUGAAUAAGGUGAAAACCAAGGUGUUAGAGAAAAAUCUUACAGAGAUUGAGAAAGAGAGGUUUCAGAAGGAGACAGGAUUAACAUUGGUCAAGAAAGUGAAAUAUCUAGGGGUUCACAUGACUGCUAAAAAUGUGAAUUUAUUUAAAGAUAACUAUGAAAAAUGUUGGAUAGAAGUGAAGAAGGAUUUGGAAAUAUGGUCAAAAUUGAAGUUAUCAUUGUUGGGCCGAAUUGCUGCGAUAAAGAUGAAUGUAUUGCCUAGGAUGUUGUUUUUGUUUCAAACAUUGCAGAUUUUGGACAAGAUGGACUGUUUCAAGAAAUGGCAGAGAGAUAUUUCGAGAUUUGUCUGGCAGGGCAAGAAGCCAAGAAUAAAAUUUAAGAUUUUAACUGAUGCUAAAGAAAGAGGUGGAUUUGCCCUGCCAGACCUUAAACUUUAUUAUGAAUCAGCCGCAUUUUGCUGGCUGAAAGAUUGGCUGCUUCUUGAAAACACGGACAUUUUGGACUUAGAAGGUUUUGACAAUGUCUUUGGAUGGCAUGCAUAUUUAUGGUAUGACAAGGUUAAAGCACAUAAGGCCUUUAAGAACCAUAUUGUCAGGAAAGCAUUGUUUAAUGUCUGGGUGAGAUAUAAGGAUUUGUUGGAAAGUAAAACACCAAGGUGGCUGUCACCAAUGGAGGCUAAGGCUCUGAAAAAAACUAAUAUGGAGACAAAUUGGCCAAAAUAUUGUGAAAUUUUAGAACAAGAUGGAGAUAAACUAAAGCUGCAGAGUUUUGACAAAUUAAAAACUAAAGUUCGAGACUGGCUUCAUUACUAUCAAAUAAGGGAGGCUUAUAAUCUAGAUAAAAAGAUUGGUUUCCAGGAGGAAAAAUCAAAAUUGGAAAUAGAACUGUUAGAUCCUAAAACUAAGAAUUUAUCAAGAAUGUAUAACUUGCUGUUGGAAUGGAAUACACAGGAUGAAACGGUUAAAUCUGUUAUGAUUAAAUGGGCACAAGAUUUUGGACAUAACAUUAUGUUUGCUGACUGGGAACAGUUAUGGACCACAGGUAUGAAAUUUACGGCUUGUAAUGCCUUAAGAGAAAAUAUAAUGAAAAUGAUUUACAGGUGGUACUUAACCCCAGUCAAGCUAGCAAAAAUCUAUCAUUUGCCAGAUAGUAAAUGUUGGAAAUGUAAAGAGACGGAGGGUACAUUUUUUCACCUUUGGUGGACAUGCCCAAGGAUUAAGGCUUUCUGGGAAAUGAUAUAUAAUGAACUGAAAAAGGUAUUUAAAUAUACCUUUCUGAAGAAACCAGAGGCCUUUCUUCUGGGCAUGGUCGGCCAAUUGGUGCGAAGGGAGGAUAGAACUUUCUUUAUGUAUGCUACAACAGCAGCAAGAAUACUCAUCGGGAAGUACUGGAAGACACAAGAAUUGCCCACCCGAGAAGAAUGGCAGAUGAAAGUGAUGGACUACAUGGAACUGGCUGAGAUGACCGGCAGAAUUCGAGACCAGGGAGAAGGGUCGAUGGAAGAAGAUUGGAAAAAUUCAAAAUAUAUCUUCAAAAGUAUUGCAACAUAAAAGAAUGUUAGAAGGAGGUUGGAAAAAGAAUAUUAGGUCGUUUCGGUAGAUACGAUAUAAUGGAAUAAGCAAAAAUGAGUUGAUGAAUUUGAUGAAAUAGAGGAGGUUUAAUUAUACUAUUUUAAUUUUAAAAUAUGUAAAUGAAAAUAAGGUUAGAGGGAUUUGCUGGAAAUACGAUUCGAACUAGAAUACAAAAUUGGGAGGUGAGAGGAGGUCAUGGAAAUAAGUAAAGGGAAAAGGUUAUGUAAAGGUUUAACCUGCUUUUGUUUUAUUUUUAACUUAAGGCAUUUUUAUAUUUUUUGUUAAGCUUUCUUUUUUAUUCUAUCUUAUUGUUCUUUUUACUUGUUUAUUUUUUGCUCUGUUAUGGGUAAUGUUUUCUUUGUAUUCUGUAUGGUUUUUCUUUUUUUUUUUCCUGUGAUUUUAAAUUUGGAAUAAAUAUCAUUAAAAAAAAAAAAGUGCAGAUCAACACCCCACAGAGCAAGGAGUGCAGGGUUACCAAGAGAAAGUAGCAGAGAGUUAGGUCAUGAAUAUUUCUUGUGAUGUCAUUAUGAUGGGCCCGACGAUCCUUUUUCCCCUGGGCCCGUCCUCUCACUUAAGUAUAGUGCACACAACUCACAGAACACCAAUCCCACGGAUUUCCACAGUCUACCUCAGAUUAUCUUGUAGGGGAUUUGUGUGAAGUAAAACUUAAUAAUUAGGAGUCUCGGGCAGGAUUUGUUCAAAUUAACAAUAACAAUUUUAUUUAACAAGGAAGUUUAUGACACAAGUAGAUAAAACUUAGGAUACUUCAGUUUACAAUGUUAUUUCACUUCAAGGUUUUCUCAGUUGUUCACACUUAAUACUUUGGUUCUUAACAAGGUGGUACUUUCUGUCAGUUACAUACCCCUAGACAACCCUACUCCUGAGGCACUCCAAGGUUUCACUGGUUUGGGAGUCUUCUCUUACUAGAAGAAUCUCUCCCCUCCUGACUGGAAUGAGACCUAAGUAUACUGUCUCUUUAAAGCUUCUACAUCUCCUUUCUCAACCUCAGCCCCCCAGUUAAUUUCUGGCCUAAAUACUCUUACAGGACACCACACACUGUCCUUCACACUUCCCAACCUCAAUCCCAACCUACUCCAAAACCUCCUCCCAACACUCCCUCCAAAACUCACUCCUCCUUUCUCUCCAAAUCCUCUCCUUUUCUACUCCCCCUCCUGGAACCUUGGCCAAUCAGAGGGUGUCGUACAUUAACCCUUUUCUGGCAUGGGGAAAAGAAACAGAAAAUACUUGGGGACCCAACCUGCCCCAGCAAAAACAAACUUUUCCUUCACAGUCAUCCAGAUAAAUGAUGUCAUUGAGAUAAACAAUGAAUUUAUUGCAGAUAAAAAAAUAAAUCGGAAAAAUAGAAACUGAAAAUAAGUUAAAUUGAUAGAUUGGUUCACCCCUAGUCCAGGAUCCUGUCCUCACACUGGCCAACCCAAUGAUUAUGGGAAGCUCACAGGACCUCAGUGCAACAACAACUUUUUAUACUGGAGGUAGUACAUAGGCAUCAUGUUUAGUAGCCACUGAGAGUCUUAUUUUCCAUCAAUUUGUCUAAUUCUCUUAAAAAGCCAUUCAAAUUGGUGACAUUGACUACAUCUUGUAGAAAAUUCCUUUUUCCCCCCAAAUUUUUUAUUAGUUUUCCAAAUUUAUAACAAACAAAUAAAACACACACCAAAAACAAACAAACAAACAAACAAACAUUUAUCCUAAUUGUAAUAGUUUCACUUUUGUUAACAUUGUUGGGUGACUUCCUUGAGUCCCCCUGGCUAAGUUUCCAUAUAAGUCAUUGUAGCAGUUUUACAAAACUAUUUUCACAAAAAAAUUACUUAGUCAAUUAACAUCUUUCUUUCUUUUCAUUUUAACUUAACAUAGUAUUCUACAACAUCACAUAUGUAAAUCCUAGGCCUAUCUGAUGUUGUUGUUUAGUCGUUUAGUCGUGUCCGACUCUUUGUGACCCCAUGGACCAGAGCACGCCAGGCACUUCUGUCUUCCACCGCCUCCCGCAGUUUGGUCAAACUCAUGCUGGUAGCUUCGACAACACUAUCCAACCAUCUUGUCCUCUGUCGUCCCCUUCUCCUUGUGCCCUCCAUCUUUCCCAACAUCAGGGUCUUUUCCAGGGAGUCUUCUCUUCUCAUGAGGUGGCCAAAGUAUUAGAGUCUCAGCUUCAGGAUAUGUCCUUCCAGUGAGCACUCAGGGCUGAUUUCCUCAUCUGAUACUCGCAAGUAAUUCUAUUUAAGUUAUCUUAACAUAUUUAGCUAAGUAGUCUUUGAAUUUCUUCCAUUCGUCUUGGUACGCCUCCUCCUUCUGGUCGCGAACUCUUCCGGUCAGGUCGGCUAGCUCCCAAAAGUCCAUCACCUUCAUCUGCCAUUCCUCCACUGUUGGUACUUCUUGUGAUUUCCAAUUUUUGGCCAACAAAAUUCUAGCUGCAGUUGUGGAAUACAAAAACAAUCUGACAUCUUUCUUGGGAAAUUCCAAACCUGUUAUUCUAAGUAGAAAGGCUUCUGGUUUCUUAAUAAAUGCAGAUUUCAACAUUUUUUCCAAUUCCUUAUAAAUCUUUUCCCAGAAGUCUUUCACCUUGGGAUCUUGUAGAAAAUUCCAUAGUUUAAUUGUGCUAAGAUGUAAGUUCAUAACCAAACAGUGGAAAGAAAAUGUAUCGUAUUUAAGUGAGAGUCUGGAUGGGAGAAAAAGUGGGUCGUGGGAAAGGGAGAGUUCACCCCCCACUUCUUAGAAACAAUUAAACCAGUGUUGUGGGCAAUAGCUUUGAGAGUUUUAAUUAAUGAGUGUUUUACUCAUUUCCUUUUAUUUUACUCUAUUCUGUUAAAAUGCUUUUAAAAUUGAACCCCUUUUAAUUUAGAAGUUUUAAUUUACUAUCACCUCCUCCUCUUAGUCUCAUUAAGCAAACUGCAAAAUCAAACUAAUAAUAAUGUUAAUGAUCAUAAUAAUCCAUGAAGUAAACUUUUGCUUCUGUAUUCAGCAUUACCUCUGAACUGCAGAUAUACUUAUAACAAGACUGGACUGACAUAUAAUCGCUAUGUUGAAACAACUUGUGGCUCCAAGGAAGAUUCCUGUGUUGCCAGUGUUCUGCGUACAAAUAUAAGUAAGAUUUUCCUGCCUUUUUGUCUUUUGCUGUUGGAUUAGAUCCAGGUUAAGAUUGUUGAACUUUAAGGGUUCUACUAGCAUAUAGAAGUCUAUGCUAGGGCAACUCGGCCAUGAAAAAAGUGAGUUGAGGAAGCUGUAGCACUUCAACUAUAGAUGAAUUAGAACUCCCAUCAGCCUCAGUUAGCCUGGCCACCAGUCAGGGAUGAUGGGAGAUGCAGUCCAACAACAUCUGGAGGAUCAUAGCUUCCCAAUCCUGAAGUAAGCAAUGGCUUGCAUAUGAAAAUGGGGAAUCUAACAUCACCUGAUCACAACCACUGGCUGAAUCUGCGUGCUUAUCUCCAAUCUUGGAGAACCUGAUUUGUAUCAACCAGAAAUCCCUAUUGACCCAAAACAAUGAACCCCAAUUUAGUUUUGGUUAUCAAAUUAGACAAUAAACCUAGAAUAUAAACUGAAUAUUCCCUUUGCCAUAAAUGAAUUGAAAUUGAGAGUCCUUUCAGAGAUCUAUAUAAAACUAAUGAAAAGCUGAGCAAUUGGGAUGGGAAAUGAAGGUGCUUCACACUUUCAUGGCUCCCCCUCCCCCCUCAAGUAAUUUUGAAUUAACUCUCAGUGAUGAAAUGAUUAGGAAGGAACCAACAUUAAGUAUUCUUGCAGUUUGCCUAUUAAAAAGGGUUUCUGUUAUCCAGCUUGAUUCAGUAUGGGCCCCUCCACCUGACGAACUUCUUUCAUACUUCAGCCAUUGGUUAAGGUUGAUUUGAUCCCCUUGCCAGUGUGGUGUAGUGGUUAAGAGCGGUAGACUCGUGAUCUGGUGAACCAGGUUCGUGUCUCCGCUCCUCCACAUGCAGCUGCUGGGUGACCUUGGGCCAGUCACACUUCUCAGCCCCACUCACCUCACAGAGUGUUUGUUGUGGGGGAGGAAGGGAAAGGAGAAUGUUAACCGCUUUGAGACUCCUAGUAAUAAAGCGGGAUAUCAAAUCCAAACUCCUCCUCCUCCUCUUCUUCUUCUUGCUUGUUCCUGAUUAACCCACCCCUUCUACCCUGGAGGACAUGGGUGCCAUUUCUGGUUUGUCUGAGGUGCCAAAAUGCCUUGGGGCAAUCCUGGGUGGGAUGGUGGUGCUCACUUGACCAUCUGUUCCAACAUCACUGCUACAUUUUUGGAGGGAGAGGGGCAAGUGGGCAGUAAGGUUGGUGCAAUGCAAGUGUCUUGCCAAGUGUCUUUUGUUCAACAACAGGAGUUCAGUGAAGAAUGCCCCGAACCUGAAACUGUUAUGACCGACUAGCAGCUAGAGUGCAGUGUAUGUCAGAUGUAUUCUCGGAUGUAUAGGAGAAGGCAUGAGUCCUCGUGCUAGAAAUUUGAUGUGAAAUGAAGUUCUACAUACACUCCAAAUUUAAAGCAUUAUACAAAUUAAUUGCAAACAUAAAAACAGAGGUUGGUCCUAUGGAUUAAGGAGGCAAGAGACUACUGCUUGUGGCAGAGAGCUGAACUCAUAAAUGCCUGCAGAAAACUAUUCUGUUCCACCAGGGCUAUGCAGAUCAUUAAGAAUAGAUCUUUCCACAUGUUGGCUAUUUGCAGAUUAGUUGCGCUGCAGAAAGCAUGCUGGGGAGACCACACAUUACAAGGAACACAAAUAUAACUUUUGCUAGGUUUUAAUAACAAAAACUCCUUUUACAUUAAUUAUAAUAUAUCAAUAAGCAUGACCCAUCCACCAAGGUAGUGAGAGAGCUAGAUGCUGCUUAACAGCACCUGCUAUACUGCUUCACAGCUGUAAAACUAGGUCAUGUUAUUUGCUCUGGCCCUUAAAGAAAUACACAUCUUGUGGAACAAUAAUGAACCUUCAAAUUUAAAGAGACCAUUCAACACCACACUGGUUAAUUGAUAUCUAUCUAUUUACUUUUAAUGUUGUUUUUAUUGUAUCUCUUAUGUAUUAUUACUGAAAAACAUUUUGAUAUUUUUUCCUUUUAUGUUAUAGCAGUGCACACGUGUUUAAACAAACAAACAAACAAACAAACAGCACCUCACUUUAGAUUGCCAAAUUUAAUAAUACUUUCCAUAUUGUUAGUUUGAAAAGGUCCUGAUUCAGGCAUCAAAGAAAAUUGGAACCAUUACAGUGAAUGUGCCUUAGGAGCAAUAGUCCUGAAUAUUUUCCCCAGAUCUAGAGAUUUCUUUCAAUUUCUUUUUCAUAGUAGAACUCCGAGCGCAACUUUUGAGUAAAUGCACGUCAUCUGACAAUUGUUUCUCAGGCAAUUACAGCUUCACUGCAGGGGAUGGUAAAUUCUUUGAGAUGAAGAAGCACUGCUGCAACACUGAACUGUGUAACAAUGCAACUCUCAGCCGUAAGUUUCUUUAUAAUUUUAAAAUCCACAACAUGUUAGGGCUUUGCAUUGGAUUUGGCCAAAGGCUGGAUAGGUAGUCAAUCAGCAGUACUCAGAGGACCUGGGCCUCAUUCAAAUGGGGUGAGACAGCCCCAGAUGGCUAUAUGGGUUGAGCAGGUCAGCACUAUUAGGGCCUCUCAAGGGGUGGGGAGGCAGGGAGGGCGAAGAAGCAGGCAUGAGGAGAAACUGUGAAGAAGAGGGACCUACUGGGCAGCUACAUCUCUGCCUGAGAAGGGAUGGGUUCCCUUUCCAACCAGGCUUCUCCUGAAUCUGUACCAAUGUCAAUCCUAAACCCAGAUUGGGUCUAGAUAAUCUUUUCAUCCAAUAAUACUUGCAGGUUCCCCACCAAAACUGUAAAGCCCUUGGGUGAAUUACAAUAAUAUAAUAUACAUGUACAAAAAACAGAUAAAACCAUUAACAUGCUCAUUAUACUUUUGAUUUUGGCAGUUCCUGAUCACAGCGUGCUGACUGAAAAUGGCCUGAAGUGCCCAGCCUGCUUCUCCAAAGGAACCACACAGUGUAAAAGUGAGAAGACCAUCGACUGCCUUGGGAAUGAGACCCAGUGUGUUGUUUUUAAAGGAGCUCUUCAUAUAGGUAACAUUGCUACUCAGACAGGGGGAAAGGGCCUAGUCAUUGGCUGGCUCAUGCAAACUCCCUCCUGUUCUCCUAUUCUCCCUCCCCCCUUUCCCUUUCCCUUGCAUAUUACUAAAAAUGUGAGAGGGACCACAUCUCUCACUGGCCCCACUCUGCAACCUUCCUUAAUGUUUUGCCUACCUGGACUGUUUCCUUUAACUCUCAUAAUGCCUCGCUUGUCCAGAAGGAGUAUUCAGAGUGAGAUGUGUAUGUAAAACACCGUUCUGAACAAAAGUAAAAAGUGCAUUCAUUGCUUCACCCCAGUUGCUCCUGGAUCCCUCCACCACUGGGUUGCAGUCCAGGGGAAAAUGUGUCCCUCUUGCUCAAAAAGCAAAUUUAUUAUGUAAAAGGCAUGUAAUAAGUUUCCUUAAAUUCUGUGACAAUGAGCAGUAUCUGGCUAACUCAGCCAUUAGUGCAAGGAUUUACAGUUGUACAACAGGAUUUCCGCUCUCUUCUGCCUGUAUGUGUUCUUUAUCCUCCCAAAUGUAUUUAGGAGGACAAAGAGAGGGAGGAUAUACUCAGUUCCACAAGCAUACAUCAUUUUGCUGAUGUCAUGAUUUAGCUACAUUAGUAAAGAUAUAGCACUUUAUAUUCGUUAUAACACUGUGACACCAGAUGGCUUGAUGGAAUCCCAUCUGUCGUCAAUCGCAUUUGCUUGUAUGAAGGUUGCAAUGCAUUUAACUGAAUUGCUAUUUUGAUGUGUCUAGAUCCAGCCUUAGAUGGAUAUCUCCCAAUCAAUAUAGUUUUGAGGAAUAAUGGUGUUUGGAGACAAGACAAAUUUUCCAAAUCCCUCCUUUCUGAAAAGAAGAGGGAAUUUGGAAUGAACGGGGGAAGGGAAUAUGGGUUGAUUUGCCCCAUAAAGGAAGAGGCAGAAUCAAGGCCAUUUGAGCUGCUUCUGCCCUACAUUCUUUCUUCUCAUCCUUCUCCUGCCCUUUAUAGCCUGGGCUUUGCAAAUUUCUCUUCUAAGGGCUGAGUAAGAAUUCUGAGAGGAGUUCCUAAUUGGCUUUUGCAGUCCCCCCUUUUCACCUACUUCAUGUUAGCUGUGUUUAACAUGAAACUUGUAAAAUAAAAGGAGGAUUCUCUGGAUGCUUAGAUCACAGUGGGGCAAUGAGGCCGCCUCAGUGGGCAUCCAACUGUCCUGAGAGACAUUGGAGUGCACCUCCAGCUUUUUUGUGUGUGUGGCUGCAUCACACUUUUGACUCAUGCCAGGUUCAAACACUCAAGGCUCCCACACCAAGGAAGGGAGUAUUGUUUUCAAAUCUUGCUGUGUGGCCACAGCAUUAGGCUUCUAACAUGCCCAGGAGAUAGUAGGGAUAUAAUUCCUCUCCUUUUUUCUUUUUUCUUUUUUGCACCUGACAUGCACACAAGAAUUUGAUUUGGUUAAUCUUGUUAAUUAGGCCUGUUUUCAGAUCCUCUAAUUUAAUUACAUUUUAUAAAUAUAACCUGUUUACUAAUAAUCUUUGUGUCUUGAGACUCCUUUGGGUAUGAUGGCCAUUCUGAAUUACAUAUGAGUGUUUUUUUACCUUAACUUCUGAUGUUGAAAAUUUUGUAUAUUCAUGUUCCAAUGAAAUUAUGAUAUUUUUCAGAUUUUUUAAAUAUACACAUUUUAAAACUAACUAAUUAAAAUUCUCAUUCACUGUCACAGGCAGAAUCUCCUAGUUCCUGGGUAAAGGACUUAUGUCAAUAUUUGUUUUCUUUUCCCUCAGCUUUUGCUAGGCUCCACCAUUUCACGUUCCAAGGUUGUGGAACAACAGAUUUUUGUGCCAUCACGAAAAACAGAAGAACACUUGGAUAUGGGGAAUUUGGCCUUUUUAUUACCCAAAAAAGAUGUUAUACUGCUUCAGGAAUAUCACGCCAGCCUGAACAUGAAGGGUGAAUAGGACAGUGUAGACCUCCUCCUUGUGUAUUGCAAAAUCCAUGGCAAUGAGGGGGAACUGGAGGCCUACUGGUGAAAUCCAGGGCUUAGGAUUUGUGGAUCUUUCUUUUUUGCUUUUGGUGGAGGUAAACAGAAGCAAGGGGCAAUGAAAAAUGGGUCAAAAUGUGGGG
Messenger RNA from Podarcis lilfordi (Lilford's wall lizard), 16291 nucleotides. Lineage: Eukaryota; Metazoa; Chordata; Lepidosauria; Squamata; Lacertidae. The record is from the annotation of a GenBank genome assembly.